Molecule: messenger RNA, 825 nt
Organism: Glarea lozoyensis ATCC 20868
Lineage: Eukaryota; Fungi; Ascomycota; Leotiomycetes; Helotiales; Helotiaceae
Exons: 1
Coding region: 1-825 (274 amino acids)
Source: RefSeq, a predicted model, not a curated record
AUGUCCACUCUGUCGAUGCGUAUAGCUGUCGUCGGCGCUGGUGCGGCUCAUUUCAACGUCGCCAAUGCUCUGAGUCUUGAUUUGAUGGCCUCUGCUUCUUCGUUGAAUUCCAGAGCAAUACUCUCUCGUUCAAAUGCGCAAAUCUCGCCACGGAUGUCCUAUAUCAGACCACGAGACGGGUCAGACUCUGCGAACCUAGCCGUCCUCGGUGUACUCUCAGCCGUAUUGUUUCUCGCAAUGAUCAUCUUGGGGAUCUUUCAUGGCUGGAAUUGGCGGAAUUCAAUGUUGCGGGUCAUACGUGUCCAAAAGGAGAAAUACGAUGCCUUUUUCACCCCGGAACUUCCUGUCUCUGAACCCAUCUACGAGAAGGACGGCCAAGGAAUUGGGGACCCUAAGAUUGAGAAAACUUACGAAUUAGAUGCUCAAAGUAACAGGAGUCUUAGAACGAGACUUAGCAGAGCCUUCUCAUUGAAAAAGAAGAUCGUGGUCAAUAAAACAGUCGAAACUUGGAGGAUGGCACCUGGCGGCCCAUUUAAUUCCCACUCACCUACGGCGGAAGUACCACCAAUGCCUCGAGCACCACUGGUUAUGGAGGCCAUCAUAUUACCAGAGCUUCCAGCGCAGUCACUACGAACCGAGAAGUCCAAGAUCCUGACAGAAGAUGAAGGUAUCGAAAAAGCCUCAGCCGAGAGAAUGCGAAUCGACCGUCUUCAAUCCCUUAAAACAGAAGAAGAAGAGAUCCAAACCCUUCUCCUAACCCUCCAAACUCGGAAGACCCAGCCCUCAAAAGAUGACGCACCACCAAAGGCGCCCCCCCCAAAAUAA